UCAUUGCUAACAACGGCUUCCGGUAAAGGGGAGCUCUCGUCACGUUGUCGAAUUCAACCGGCAUUUGUUUUCUUCUCUGGCAGCAGGUUCUGUAUAUACUUGCAACGCAUUCCAAAUGGACGGAUGCAUGGAAAGUUUGGUGCGUCAUUCGACUUGUACAUACAAAGCUCACGCACGGCUUUACAUGAGAUCUCUUGUUUUGAGAUACAGACGGCACUUCAGGGGCACAGAAUAAUCUGUUUACAUUGUUUAUACUUGCUGUUGGAGGCAGUCCAACUCAAGAUACACCAAGACCAACAAAAUCAUUCUGAUGGUUUAAGGGACAUGCUUCAAUGAUCAUUCACCACAGAAGCAUUGAACAGCGGGUAACUGAGGUUGCUCGCAAGCGUGACAUGUCCCCCUUUUCCAGAA
This is a messenger RNA of Parathielavia appendiculata, 411 nucleotides long. RefSeq lists its product as uncharacterized. Bases 124 to 336 code for a protein of 70 amino acids. The record is from RefSeq and is a predicted model, not a curated record. The transcript has a single exon. Lineage: Eukaryota; Fungi; Ascomycota; Sordariomycetes; Sordariales; Chaetomiaceae.